Caenorhabditis elegans is the source of this 543-nucleotide messenger RNA. RefSeq names its product MecKel-Gruber Syndrome (MKS) homolog (gene mks-2). The coding region runs from base 50 to 478 and encodes 142 amino acids. The record is from RefSeq and is marked reviewed. Gene Ontology annotation, cellular component: membrane. NCBI's taxonomy places the organism in Eukaryota, Metazoa, Nematoda, Chromadorea, Rhabditida, Rhabditidae. The transcript is spliced from 6 exons.
CAAACUAAGGACUACUCAAGAAAUGGUGUAAGAUACUAAAAUCAAUAAAAUGAUUUCAAAUGUGCGGUCUUCUCUUGUCUACCAAAUUCUGUUGAGUCUUCAAAAGACACUUUCCAUCGUUUAUUUUCUUGUAAUUUUUAUACUUUACUUUUAUAAAGGUGCUAUUCUCCCGUAUCCAAGAUAUGUCCGAGUUAUGGAGUUUUUUGUAAUAAUUCCCUUUAUUCCAAUUGAAUAUUUACGAAUAAAUUGGGGCAGUCGCGGAAAUCUGUUGGAGAGUACUGCAUUCCUUGCCUUAUCUACUGUUUUGUCCAUCCCAAUAAUUAUAAUUCUAGUUUAUUUGGAGUUUUUUCAAAACUAUGUUCUGUUUAUCGAAGAAAUAUUCACCUACGUCAUGGGAUUCUUCGUCAUCCUCGAAACUCUACUUUCUUUAGUGUUAACGAUAACAUUUUCAUCAUCAGGACAACCCGCCAGUGGCUGACAUGCGUCAUAAUCCUUCAAAUCGAAUUAGAUUGCAAAUAUCAAAAUAAAAUAAAAAUAAUUUCU